Molecule: messenger RNA, 2485 nt
Organism: Phanerochaete carnosa HHB-10118-sp
Lineage: Eukaryota; Fungi; Basidiomycota; Agaricomycetes; Polyporales; Phanerochaetaceae
Exons: 8
Coding region: 97-897 (266 amino acids)
Biological process (GO): L-histidine biosynthetic process; L-tryptophan biosynthetic process
Cellular component (GO): cytoplasm
Molecular function (GO): 1-(5-phosphoribosyl)-5-[(5-phosphoribosylamino)methylideneamino]imidazole-4-carboxamide isomerase activity
Source: RefSeq, a predicted model, not a curated record
AAUUCGGCAGCUGACGCCAUAGCCCGACGCUCCUUUGACCUGGACGCUCCGACCGCAGGAGCUGGAAUACGCUGCCGGAAGCUAGUGAAGCUUAAGAUGGCCGGACAGCAAAGCCGUACGCUUUUCAAACCUUGCAUCGAUCUGCAUGGUGGGCAUGUCAAGCAGAUUGUCGGCGGGACGCUCUCGGACGCGCCCGAGUCACUCAAGACAAACUUCGUCGCCACAAAGCCUACCGCGUACUAUGCGGAGCUCUACAAGGAGCACGGACUGGAGGGUGGCCAUGUCAUCAUGCUCGGAAAGGGAAACAACGAUGCGGCAAAGGAGGCGUUGGCUGCUUGGCCAGGUGGGCUCCAGGUCGGUGGUGGUAUUACCGAUCAGAACUGCCAGGCGUGGAUAGGAGCUGGUGCUAGCAAGGUCAUUGUGACUUCCUUUCUAUUUCCGGAGGGAAAGUUCUCCCUGGAGAGGUUAGAGAAAAUCUCUAGUCUUGUUGGAAAGGACAGUCUGGUUGUAGACGUAAGCUGCCGGCGGAAGGAUAGUCGCUGGUUUGUCGCUAUGGACAAAUGGCAGCGGAUUACAGAAAUGGAGGUUUGCAAGGAGUCGCUUGACACGCUCGCAAAGUACUGCAGCGAGUUUCUGAUCCACGCCGCAGAUGUGGAAGGGCUCUGCCAAGGCAUCGACGAGGACCUUGUUAAAAAGCUGGGCGAGUGGGUGACGAUUCCCACAACUUACGCUGGCGGGGCAAGAUCCAUAUCAGACUUGGACCUGGUCGACAACCUUUCCGGAGGCAAAGUCGACUUGACGUACGGCAGUUCGCUCGAUAUCUUCGGUGGAAGCCUCGUGAAUUUCGACGAGCUGGUAUUGUAUAAUACAGUGGCUCAGAAAGCAAUGCAGCAAUGAAUCUUUCGUAUUCAUAGUCUCGAAUUAGUCUAUGUAAGCGUGCGAGGGGUGAUGUGUAUAGGUAGGGGGUAUUGCUAGAUUACGCAGACUUGAUGUGCCUGUUCGUCAUCUGAUAGUCUACAUGACUGUCCAUCGCCGCGACACCUCUCACACUUCCGAGCACAUUCUGCUCCAACCACGGCACCAGCGUGUUUGCCGCCCAUGGCGGGUUCUCAUCCAGGCGCGCCUGCACUUCCUUCUGCAACGUUUUCCACCGCUCCUCUUCCUCCUCCGAUACCACAUAGCUGUCUCUUUCGCCGGCGGCUCCUGCUACCGCCUUCUUGUUGUGCUCUAGCACGGAGGAAACGAGCUCGAUGGUGCUCAGCGCGUACUGCACACGGAAGUGGUUGGACUCGAAUAUGCGCUCCUUGCUACGGAUGUCGAAUUUGUCUCCCGGCUUCGCAUCGGCCCGCAGCUCCCAGAGUACUCCGAUGCGCUCGACCAUGCGCAGGCACUGUCGCAUAUUCGCGGGUUCGCGGGAGACGAGAGCGGUGCGCACGAGAAACGACAUCACCGGCGCAUCGGGCCAGAGCGUGCGUCCGGGUCUGGCCACUCCCGCCUCUUUGUUGUCAAGGAAGUUGUCCGCGUCGAGGCGCGUCAUAAGCUCGAAGAGCCGCACGGCGGUUGGCCAGUCGCCGCCACGCCAGCAUGUAGCGAAUGCGGCCCGGUAGGUGUGGAGCGUCGGCCAAAUCUGACGGGCCUUGGUCUUGUUGAGGACGGCCUCGCGAAGCAUAAGCACGACGAUCCCGAGCGCUUGUGAUGGCUCGGUCAGCGAACCUAGCGAUGCACGCCCGGCGAGCGCACGCAAUGCGGUGUCACAGUGCCUGUGGUCGACGACAUGAGGCUCCUUCUCCAACACCUGUAGCAAGUAGUGUAUGCAGAGCGAAUGUUUCCGACAUGUCAUGCAUAGCUGCAGCACGCUCUCGAGUAAGAAGGCAUUCAGAGGUACCUUGGGCUUUACUGGGGGGUCUCCAGGCGGCACAAGGCCCACGUACUCGCGGAUGAUCUCGAACGCGAAUAACUGAUCGCCGGGACGUCCAGAGAUAAGAAUAAACAAGAGACUCCGGACAAUGUGGGAGUCGAUCUUGUACCCGUGCGUGUCGAAAUUCUUGAGCAUCUGACGCCAGAUGAGUUUCGCAUCCGACGCAUUCUGGUGGGCUACGUCGCCUUCCAUGCCUGGAGGGAGAAUCUUCCUAUAGCUCAAUGCUGUGAAGAUGGCACUGUAGACAAAAGGGCUUAGGGCUGUAGGAUUUUCAAUGUUCAUGAUGUUGUACAGCUCGAAGAGCCGUUGUUGAAGUCCGGCCCUGCCGAGGAUAACGAAGUAGUGGGUGAUGGGUGCAGUGGUGUAUUCGGGUCGGAUUUGUUUCUGAUCCUUAAUGGUCUUAGCACACGCCAAGAAGCUGUCGAAUGCUUUGUGUACAUUCUCAAGUUGUAGCGUGUAGUGCGGCCAAUCCGCUCCGUCGAUCUGAGCAUAGCCCUUCAGCAGUGUCGCAUACGUGAUGAAGUCGGGUACGAAUCCUCGUCGCUUCAUCUGAGGGGUGAUCAGACC